Bactrocera neohumeralis is the source of this 1764-nucleotide messenger RNA. RefSeq lists its product as uncharacterized. The coding region runs from base 440 to 1207 and encodes 255 amino acids. NCBI's taxonomy places the organism in Eukaryota, Metazoa, Arthropoda, Insecta, Diptera, Tephritidae. The record is from RefSeq and is a predicted model, not a curated record. The transcript has 8 exons.
UGCAAUUUAGAUGUACCGCGUGAUAGUCGGAAGCGCGCAGAAUAUUCGCUAGCAUUGUCGUAUAGUUUUUUUACGAAUUUCUUUUUGUUCUCUUGCAAAGAGGUAGACGAAAGUAGCGGAACGGUUUUUGCUAGAGUGAUUUAUUCAAACGUUGCGACUAUGACGUCUAUUAGCCUUGUUACUCUUUUAUGAAAAAGUGCCGUUGAAACGAACGGACGAACAUACGGCAAUCAAUACCUAUCUGCCCUUAAAACGCCUACUGUGAGUAAUAUUCAGGCUUAAUGUAUUCCCUUAAAAUGAGGACUUUCAAGUGACUGAUCUGUUCACAUUGAUUGCAUUCAUUUGUGUGCCAUAAAGACGCCGUCCACUUUCUGAAAAGUGGAUUUAAAGUUGUGCGUAUGCACAACAAUAGGUAACGAACACGAGAAACCACACGAAGAUGGCUAUACUGCAGUCUUGUUGCUUUUGGAAGACGGUGCGUACCGGCAGCAUGGCAAGCGCCGCAUACACUUUGGUGUACUUUGGUUUCUCCACCGUUGUUAUGCUCAUUACCGUUUACGAUGAACAGGAGUUUCUGGCUGGUAGCAGCGAGCAGCCAUUAGGGGAAAGCAUCUUGGCUAAGGGAGAGAUAACUCCGGCUAUUGUUGUAUUUAAUAUUCUCUUUCUGAUUUGCUCGCUCUUCAUCGUCAUGUCGUCGCUCUUAAUGUUCGUGGGGCUAAAGCAGAAUCGUCGUCAACUGCUGUUACCCUGGAUUAUUUUCAUGCUUUGCGAUGUGCUCAUUGAAAUUCUUCACUUAAUCUAUUUGUCAUUUACGCAAAUCGUGAACUUCGAUCCAGUAGUCGGCUUUAUAUUCACCAUCGACUUUUUUAUAAUGUGUCUAAAUUCUUACUGUCUGCUGUGCGUGAUAUCGCAAUAUCAAAAUUACCUGCAAGGACUGGGUUGCGGGAAUCAACAGAUACGGACCGAAGUGGUGAUACAAUCAGCUGAUGGUGGAGCUGGCUCAAGUCAGAAUUACCUGUGUGCAACGAAAAUACAAAAAUCUAUCGCUAGUCCUUACAUAACAACAAAUCCACACACGCAUAUUUCGACGAUACACGAGGAGAUGGACCAAAAUCAUAAAAUUUCUACGGAUUCAGCGGAAGUGCCGGGCGAACUGGUUGAGGACAACUGCUUACACAUAACUGUCAACAUUCCGUCUCCGUUAUAAAUGUGACAUUAUCAGCCUUUUCUUCUCCAGCGAAACCAGCAACGCGUAACUGAGAGUAUAAACAGUAGCAGAAGCUGCAUCAGGAUUUAUAACGAAUGCAUGCAACGAUUGUUUGCAGAAUAAAUGGAGAAAUUGUUGUUGCAGCUCAGCCUAUACAAGUAGCAUGCAUUUAAAGCUACUUUAGUGCUGCGAAGGUGCCGUGUGAGAUAAAAAAGCAGGCAGCAUUUCAGUGAAAAAAGAAAAGGAAGAAUAUUUUUCGAAGUUGCACAUAAACAUGGCAGAAUAAGCGAUAUGGCUGACGCAGGAAUUAUAUCAAGUGCAUACUCCCUUGACAAUUUAAGAACAGAAUUGGUAAUAUACGAAAAGUUUCGCUGCUCCUUUUCCCGGUCUACAUGUGUAUGUCUGUGCAUGUAUAUAGUAUAUUAUUUUACUAAAAACAAAUUUCACGGUUUCAAAAGGUGCAAAUAUAUGUAUAUGUAUAUAAAUUACUUACGAAAGCAUUGUACAAUAAAUAUGAUUUGAAAAGCGUGUUUAUUUUGAGGAAUAAAAGUGUUGAU